AUGCGCGAGGUGAUGCACAUUGACCCGCAGUGGCUCGUGGAGCUGGCCCCCCGCUUCUUCAAGCCCGCGGACGCCCACCGCCUCAGCCGCCGCAAGCGCUGGGAGCGCAUCGAGCCGCUCUACGACAAAUACAACGACCCUGUGGCCUGGAGGCUCUCGAAGCGCAAGGGAUGA
Molecule: messenger RNA, 174 nt
Organism: Monoraphidium neglectum
Lineage: Eukaryota; Viridiplantae; Chlorophyta; Chlorophyceae; Sphaeropleales; Selenastraceae
Product: ATP-dependent RNA helicase dhx8
Exons: 2
Coding region: 1-174 (57 amino acids)
Source: RefSeq, a predicted model, not a curated record